CAAAAAUAGUUGUAACCGGGUUGUGUUCGAGGGAGGAGAUGAGUUCAGAGUCUGCCUACACCGCCAUCUUGUCGAGAUGAAGUCUCCCUGCCCUUUCUGAGGCUGUUUUUCUUUCCUGUCCUUCCUAGCAAUGAAAACAGGGGGGACAACAAAGCUGUGACUCAAGCCCACACCAGAGCCCAGAAAAAUUUCCAAGACCCUAGAGAUGCCCCAGGACUGGGGGCUUGUUAAAUGCAGGAAGAAGGGUCUUCCUGGCACUCUGAGGAUUAGCAGUGAAUGAUAGAAAAAUCUGGAGUGACAAGAGUGAGGAAGCCAAAAGGCACCCAGGUCUGCCCACCUAGGACGAGAUGCAGAGUUAUCUCAAAGAGGGCGUCCCAGCCUGUAACAGCCCCCAGGGAGCUAUGAUGGGCCGAGCAGUGUGGGGAAGGGUCCAUUUCAUCUGCAGUGGCAAUGGGAGAGGGGCUAACCCAGGGAAGACUCACUGUUUUUGUAUUAAUCACACUGGAUGAGCAGUUGGAUGGACAGCAGUUAAGAUUUGUGUAAGCAGAGUUAAGUCUGUGAUGGAGACGUGUUGAGGAAAACAGGCACACAGAAAACCAGUGUCUCGGAGAACCCCAUCGGAACCAUGCAAUCCUCUUUCUUCUCUAGAUAAACUGCAGAGGUUUUGAAAAGGCUGGGUCCUCAAACAAAUCUUUGACCUGACUAUGGAGCUACACUGGCCGCUCUCUCAGCUCUCCAGCUCCUGUUCCCCCUCACAGAGCUCACAUCCUGGCAGAGCACUGACCUGGUAGGAGUCUGUGUUUGAAAAACUCUGUCUUUCCCUCCUGAGGACGGAAAAACUCAGUUCUCCACCUCAGGUGUGUUUCUCCUUUACAUUCGCACAGAACACUUCACUUCUGACACUUACGGUCACCAAAUGUGUGGGGUUUCUUCCCCACACCAAGCAAUUCUCCACGACACCAGCUGGGUGCUCUACAGUUUAACUUGAUUCUGACACUAGAGUGUCAGAUCUCACAAAUUUGGGGCUCAGUCUCACAAGACUGCUCCCACCCUACUUCAGACACAAAUCACAAAUAGUAGGUCCCCAGGUUACCCACAACUUCCAUCCAGCUUUGCUACAAAUUGGAGGUUCUCGCGACCCCCUCCUUGGGUUCCAGUAAUUUGCUAGAGCGGCUCACAUAACUCAGGGAAACAUUUACUUAACGUUUACCAGUUUAUAAAGGAUAGGAUAAAGGGUACAGAUGAACAUCCAGAUGAAGUGAUACAUAGGUCCUUGUCUGAGAGGGUCCUGAGCACAGGAGCUUCUGCUUCCACGGUGUUGGUGUGAAUAACUCUUGGAACGCAGAUGUGUUCACCCACCUGGAAGUGCCCUGAACCCCAUAUUUUUGAGAUUUUGUGGAGGCUUUCUUAUGCAGCCAUGGUCAAUAUUAACUCCAUAUUCAGCCCUCUGCCUUGACAAAGGAAUGAGAGGGUGGGACAAAAAAUUCCCAGCAUCUACUCGUGGCUUGGUCUUUCUGUUGCCCAGUGCUCAUCAGGACCCCACCUAAAGUCUCUUCUAUAGAACAAUAGACAGGACUGUCACCCAGGAAAUGACAAGAUUUCAGGAGAACUGUGCCAGGAAGUGGGGGCAGAGACCAAUACAUAUGGUCUCACAGAGUCAUAUUGAAAGGUGGUUCCUUGCAUGGCCAAGCCUGAUUUUCGAGGUCAAGAUGAGACCCACCUCUCAGUUCCCCUGCAAAUGAAGCAGACAGGAGGACCCACCAUGGUCCCCAUUGGCCCUAGUUGUCCAGAUUGACGCUCUCCAUGCUCCCCAGGUACCUUACUUGUUCACACUGGGGACUGUCAUGCCACAGUGAAAAUAUCAUAAGGCGUGAAGAGGCUGAAGACACAUAGAAACAACAGGAGAUGCCAAAUGCGUGCUCUUGAACAUGUGCCUUGACGACAGUACAGGCAAAUGAAUUCAAAUGCUCUCAUUCCCGUUAAGACUGUGUGAAACUCUAUGACCAACAGAGAAUAGACGUUCUUUUCAAGUCCAUAUUCCAAGUAGUCAGAAAAAUUAACACAUAGUGAUUGAAAAGUACAAUCCCUAAGUCAAUCCCCAAUUCCCACUGACAAAAAGAUGUCCAAUGAUGUCACCAGGGAAUUCCUCUAGGACUCAGAGUGCCCUCUCUCUAAGGUACAGGCAAAACUUGAGGCUCCAGGGGCCUGGAGCUGGCAGGAGGAGGAAGGCAAGAUCUACUCUAAGAAAGAGAAUACAUGUAGGGGAAACCACGGAGAUGAGAAAGGGCUGCUUAAGACUGGACUCAAACCCAGGUCAUGGACCCAGCCCCAGUGUCCACCUUAAAGGUCGGAACUUCAGCUCACCUUACCCACACCAAGCUUCCGGGUGGGACACACAGGCGUCUAAACUCUGGAGAGUGAAGACUGUCUAUUUUAGGCAGAAUAAGAAGAAAUUGGGUGCAGACAAUAUAAAAGAUUAAAGAAGAUGAGAAAAUGCUUAAUUCUUGGGUUUGAUACUACUGAAUUGGUCUCUGCAAAUGUGUGUAUGUAUGUGGGUGUGUACAUGUGUGUCUGUGUGUGUGUGUGUGUAUGUCUAGCAUGUCCCAUAAGUCUUUGUGAAGCUUUUCUAACUUCAGAAGUACAAAUGCUACUAACAUAGAACACAGUAUUGGAGGUUUAAUUACUUACAUUUUUCUUAUCCUUAUUUUAAGUAGUAAAUGAUUAGUUUGAAGUUUUGUGUGAGUCGUUCUGAGAGAAGAUGGUAAAGAUUGACGGAAACAAUAACAACGUUAAUGUUCAAAACUAAAUAAGUAUAAAAUUAAGUUUGACUUCCAGAUUCCCGAAACUAAAAACUUAUUACAUGGACAAAUGGAGUUGAGAUUUGCACAACAUGGAUGAACCUGGAGGGCGUUAUGCUCCAUGAAACAAGCCAGACAGAGAAAGACAGACACUGCCUGGAGUCACUUACAUGUGAACUCAAAAAACAAUAAAAGAAAGGUCAACUCAUAGAAACAGAGAAUAGAAAAGUGGUGGCCAGCGGCUGUGGGGUGGGGGGAAAUAAGGAGAGGCAGGUAAAAGGAGACAAACUUUCAGCUCCGAGAUCCAGAAGGUCUGAGGAUCUCAUGUCUGAUGUGGUGACUAGAGUCGAAAACACUGAAUUGUAUAAUUGAGAUCAGCUAAGAGAGCAGCACUUCAGCGUCCUCACACACAAACAAAGUCAAUAAGUGAGGUGAAAACAACAAUCAGAGUUGAGGACAGAGGAAAAUCAGAGUAAGAAUUCCUGGGAACUGGAUCAAAUUCCUGGGAGAACUUCAGACUUCCAAAGGACAUGAGAUAGGUCGGUUCAAAACCAAGAAUCCAAGAGAUGGAAGGAACCAGGUGAUAUCUGGCUUCCAGGUGGAAGAAAUAGAAAACUGACUAAGGUCUCGAAGGCCCAGGAGGGUGGAGGGAUGGAGUUGUAGGCCAGAUGGUGGGGGAGGGGCUGUGGACCAGCCUGCUUCCCUGCUGUUCCCUCCCCAGCCCUCAGGACCCCUUUGUGACAAGACCACAGUUAUGUCAUGGGGUCCUGGGGUAAUAAUCUCCAAGCCACUCCCAGAGCUCAGUUGCCUGAGGGCAGCACUGCGUUUCAGACAUGGAGAAUCCUCUCAUGUUUCUGAAAAGCGUUAUUGCUACCUGGCUGAGCUCCAGUUCCACUUCCUGGGUGAUUGGUACCAUCCUCCCCUUCCUGUGUGGACUGGGGCUCUUGCUCCUGUUCCUUCCCUCCCUCCAGAGGAAUCCACCCUCACGACCACCUUGCAAACGGAGACACAUCGGGAAGCGUCAAGUGGAGCCGAGAGGGAGGAGCAGCAGGAGCAGGAAGAAAAGGGGAGCUUUGAAAGCUUACAGAGCUGGUCGGAAGGGCCUGGCAGAAGUGUGGAGCCCGAUGUCGCUUUUGCAAAGCUCGCCGGGGAGGCUGUCUUCCAAGGGAUGCUUCCAUCACUCAUCAUGUCAAGACUACCCUGAGGAGGCGUGCAACACAGCGUCUGCCAGAGCCCACCAGCCGUGUGGGAAGCCUGUGGAAGGUGCUCCUCUCGCCAUGACUCCAGCACUUUCCCUGGCUCCUCUGGCUUCCACCCUGCCAGCAGAACCUCCAGCUGACUUGACCAGAAUCCCACUGGGCACCAUUGCCAUGAGCUCAGCUCCAGGUCACUCAUGUUUGCCACUUCCCACUUCAGGCCUCAGUCACAUGAGCUGUCGCAUUGAGUUCCUCUACCGGUGGAACAUUAUCAAGGUCUUGUUCUUUCCCAUGUUAUCACACUUCGAGUCCCAGCAAGGGCAUGCGUCCUGCCACCAACCAGUGCCCUCAUUCUGGAGAGGCCCCACAAAUAGGGAGGGAGAGACUGAUAGCCCCUCAGUUGCCAACCCUGAUGUCCAGAAGCUGCUCGAGACAGAAAUCACGAACAGAAUACAAACGAAGGUCUGGGAAAAAGAAGAACAAGAUGAUCCAGGCACUCCUCAGAUGCUCGAAGCACCCAGUACCACAUCUGGGCUGAAUUUCCAGUGGGGCCUACCCCUCCUGUCCUUGGAGCCUGCAGAUCUGAAAGCAUGUGAGGCUCAACCCUCGGCCCUUCCACGGUUCACUUUUUCCCCCUCUGCCACCUGUGAUUCUGGGGCCCACUUGAGAGCCGACAUUGCAGAGUUCAUGGGAAAGCCUCUUGAGCCCCCUCCAGGAGAGAAACAUAAGACUUUGACAGCAAAAGCAUCAGUUCCCAGCCUGGCCUGUCCCCUCCCUGCAACCUCACCUGUUUGUAAGGAAAACCAGAAGGCCCUGGGAGAGACCCUACCUGGUGAUGGCCGUGACCUCUCAGAGGCUUCUCUGACUGCACAGGAGGGCCGGCCGCCUUCCCUGAGCUUCACAUUCAGCCUCUCAGACAGAAAUGGGCAGAGUGGGACUGUCGUGGGGGCAGAGCAAGGCCGUCUACACCUGAGUCCAGGGUCAGCAAUGGCCAGGAAUGAGCCUCGGGAGGAGAGUGGGGGCGAGGCCUCACCAGAGCCCUGCUGUGGGGUGGCAACACUGGAGGGGGAGUCAGGGUCCCAGUCUUGGAGCCAGGUCAGGGGAAUAGGAGACACCCUUGGGACCCAAUCCCUCCAGAUCUUGCAAGAGAAGGAAGAGGUUUUUCGAGAAAAUCCAUUCAGAAGAAUGUUGAGAUGCUUCCUGCCAUGCUUGAAGCCCAACAAGGAUGAAGCACCAGAGGAUCCCCUUGCAAAGGCAAGCCCCCAUCAGCCACUGCCCAGAGCCAGGCACAGGUCACACACAGCUCGGCGUCGGAUGGCAGGGCUGUUCAAGCACCAUCGACAGUGACAUCCUUUGUCUGGGCCCUGGGAGAGAAACUGAGGAUUCGCCAAGGACUUCGUGCCUCCCAGAUGAAGCAUCACAAAAACCAUUUCAGCCCUGGGAAGCUGGACACACCUGUUACCACGACGUUCCCUCCUCCCCAGAGCAGAGAAGAACGAUGACAGAGGACAGUCCCCAAGAUGCCCCCAGGGGCCACAACUGUCCUAACACGAAGGAGUGGAUCAGAGACAGGCAUGGCAACUGGACCUUGCUAUCCAGGCAGCUGCAGUCCCCAGCCAAACCCUGCCAGCCUGGGCUGAGGGUGGCAGCUGCCUCAGCCCCACAUUACCCACCAUGCUGUCUUCAGAUACAUGUCUCCUGGGGUGAGCCAGACUGUGCCUGACACACCUUUCCUCAAACAGGGAAGUGGAGGAACAGACAACCUGGUUUUUCUCCUUAGUCUACCCUCUGUGCCAAUGGCGUCUUCCUACCCCAAUUUUCCCCAAAUACAUGUUUUUUCUCCUGAGAGCUGGUGGCCUCUGUCUGUGCCCUGCUAGGGGCAGAAAUGGGGUCAGGCUCUGCCCUUCCUGAGUGUCUGCUUUGGCUUCCAGAAGGGACAGGGCCAUGGGGGGAGGCUGACCGCAGCGUGGCUCACCCGCCCUCACCCCGACUCCCUCAUUGCACCUGAAGUCCCCAUCACGCUGUCCUUACAAAAACAAAUGGAAGCUUUAGGAUAUUUCCAGAUGAGCAAAACCUCUAAGACCCAGUAUGGGUCCAGCCUGUCCUCUCCUGCGUUCUCUUGCCCUUGAACUUGUGCAGUGUAGGGAGGGGGUUUGCAGAGGCUCCAGGAAGUGUAGAGACAAGUUCACAGGUCACAGAGUGGGGAGGGGAGUGUGGGGCAGUGCUGGCCCUGAGUCCAGAGGGGGAGGAAGCUUGCCCCGCACCUUGAGCUCUUGGUGGGAAUAGAUGAUGCUGCCCCAGGAGCUUCUUCUCUCCCUGCUGAAGCCGCGAUGGAGAUGGGCCUGCGCAACCCGCUCAGCCCAGCGUCACCCUCCCUCUGUCCUUGUCACAGUCUGGAGGAGCAGCAACGACGACUGUGCUUCUGGCUCUGAGGGCAGGCGGGUGGGGAGCAUGGAGGCUGCUGCGGGCCGUCCCCCUCUGCCCAGAGGAGCAAGGGGCCCUGCUCUGCUGCACCUGCCUUCUCUUCCUGGGGAACGGAGGCGGGGGCUGAGUGUGUGGCGUCACCAUCUGAUGGUGGGACGCUGUGCGCCUAGGGUGGGACGUGGGGGAAGGAGGCAACUGCCACCAGAGUUUAAUCAUUUACCUAUUGAAGGAAAGUUUUUGAUUUUUAUAAUUUUACCCCUUACGAAUAAAGCUGCUAUGAACGUCUUGUGAUGGUUUUUGUGUAAACCUAAAUUUUUCUGCAUAAUAAAUAUCAAUGGCGAUGAGUAAUGAAGGUUUGAAAAUGGGCCCCACUCCGGGAUCUUAGAAGGAAAUGCAUCCUGCAUUACAGAUUGAAAGGUUGAAACAGGUCAGAGAGAGUAAACCUAACACCUUGUCUUUGAUUGAGCCAUUUCCUGAGGAAAAGUCCAUUACCUAACGCACGGCACAGAUGCCGAGGACAGGGAAGGGACAGGUGUCAUCACAUUUAAUAAAACACUGUC
Messenger RNA from Equus caballus (horse), 6978 nucleotides. RefSeq names its product spermatogenesis-associated protein 31E1. Lineage: Eukaryota; Metazoa; Chordata; Mammalia; Perissodactyla; Equidae. The record is from RefSeq and is a predicted model, not a curated record.